Messenger RNA from Teleopsis dalmanni, 2303 nucleotides. It is a transcript of the gene kat-60L1, whose product is annotated as katanin p60 ATPase-containing subunit A-like 1. The record is from RefSeq and is a predicted model, not a curated record. Gene Ontology annotation, cellular component: microtubule cytoskeleton. Bases 357 to 2117 code for a protein of 586 amino acids. Gene Ontology annotation, biological process: microtubule severing. Gene Ontology annotation, molecular function: microtubule binding; microtubule severing ATPase activity; ATP hydrolysis activity. Lineage: Eukaryota; Metazoa; Arthropoda; Insecta; Diptera; Diopsidae. The transcript has 4 exons.
AAUGGAGUGCAAAACAAUUCAGUAUGCAAUUAGCCACUGCAGUGUCCUCUACUUACAAUGUUUUCUCGUGUAAUAUACAUAUAAAUAAAAUAAACAUUUAAAAAAUAUUUUUAAAAUACAAAUUAAAUCAGCAACCGAAAAAGGAAAUAAUUGUAAGGAAAAAAUCCUGCGCAUUUGGAACAGCUUACUUGUCAAAUGUCAGGCACAGCAUCCUUCAAAAAACCUGCAUCCCCUUCAAACAGUUGUGGCAUUGCGAAAGGACAAGAAAAUCGUAUAUAGAGCUUUGUAAAAAUAAAAUUCAUAAGUUUAGAAAAAGUUAUUAAAAUUUAGUUAUUAGUAAAUUGAACUGCUAAAAAAUGCGCGGAGAGGAGACGUACCGUAGAGUUACACGUGAAAAGCUUGUAUUGCGUGGUAAUACGGCUAUACGUACACUGGAUUCCACCACAUCAUAUUUGCCUAUUUCACCCAGUGCUUCUACCACUCCUCCGACUGGUCUCUCCCACAUGGCACGUAUGAUGGACUCAUUGAUACUAGAUCAGUAUCCACCUUUUGCUUUUACGAAAAUAACAACAACUCACAGACCAACGCGCACUGGAAACAUCAAAAAGACAGAAACUACUAGAACAACAACAUUAAGCGGUUUAGCUGCAGGUUCGAGCGCUACCUUAGGGGCCCCAAUAGGUUUAGGGUUACGUAUGAAAAAUCGCAUACCAACACAAGAAGUACAACCUCAACCCCGGCCCAAUACUAACCUACCAGCAAACCAUAUAGCUGCAACCCCGCUUCAACAGCCAACUCCAAGUAAUAGUACAAACUUCCAAAAUCAAAACGACAAUAGGUGGAUUUCUUCGUUACGUCGACGUGAUCCAGAAUUGCAACCAACAUUGCCUUCGAUUAAUUUAAGUCACCAUGGUAGUUCACAUAAUGUUGGCAGUUUUGGCACUACUGGUAAUGCUGAAAAGCUACGUGCCUCGCGUAGUGUCAAAGCCUCUGCGCUAACAAAUCGAAAAAGUCGUUCAAUGGAACGUGUGCGUGCACGUAAAUUAUCCACACAAAUCAAGCUCAAGGAUAAAGGAAAGAAAAACUCAAUUGAUGAUAAUUCAAACUCAGAUGAUCAAGAAGCCACUUCUCUUGAAGAAAAUUCAACAUCCCAAAGUACACCGAAAAGUUCUCCAAAAACAAAAACGAAACAUUUCAUACCAGUUGGUCAUGAACCUCACUUGGUUGAUACCUUAGAAAAAGAUAUAUUACAGCGUAAUCCUGGUAUAAAUUGGACGGAUGUAGCUGGUUUAAAUGAAGCAAAGGCUAUAUUACAGGAGGCAAUCGUACUUCCCGUUCAAAUGCCUGAUUUUUUCAAAGGUAUACGACGGCCCUGGCGAGGUGUGUUAAUGGUGGGCCCACCUGGUACCGGCAAGACAAUGAUGGCUAAAGCAGUCGCAACAGAAUGUGGUACAACAUUUUUCAAUGUUUCAUCAUCAACACUAACUUCUAAAUAUCGUGGAGAAAGCGAGAAGUUAGUACGGUUAUUGUUCGAGAUGGCGCGUUUUCACGCUCCAAGCACUAUAUUUAUUGAUGAAAUCGAUGCACUCUGUGCAUCACGUGGUAGUGACUCUGAACAUGAAGCUAGUCGUCGUUUCAAAGCAGAGUUGCUAAUACAAAUGGAUGGCUUGAAUGCAACGUUACAGGACGAAAAGGUUAUAAUGGUUUUGGCAGCUACAAAUCAUCCUUGGGAUAUUGAUGAAGCGUUUCGUAGACGCUUCGAAAAGCGUAUUUACAUAGCUCUUCCAAACGAAGAAACUCGUUCUGCGCUGUUAAAACUCUGUCUUAAGGAUGUGAACUUAUCUCCAACUGUAGAAACAGAUUUAAUUGCGGAUCAGCUAAAAGGUUAUUCAGGUUCUGAUAUAAGUAACGUUUGCCGUGAUGCGGCUAUGAUGGCUAUGCGUAGACAAAUAUCCGGUUUAACUCCAGCUGAGAUUCGACAAAUACGUCGGGAAGAUGUCGAUCUUCCGAUCACGUUACAAGAUUUUCACGACGCAAUGCAGAGAACCAAGAAAUCUGUAUCUGCUGAUGAUGUCACACGCUUUGAGAAAUGGAUGGAAGAUUAUGGAUCGUUUUAAAAUGACAACUGAAUUCAAUGUAGUUAAACAUCACAUCACAAUCAGGUCCUACAAAAAAAUACACAUUUGCUCAUGCUUUUUAAUUAUUCAUAAUAAGUUGAUACAUAUAUUCGACAUUUAAAUAGGCACUGUAUGUAAUACUUCCAUAGUAUAUACUCACAAUCCGCGAAUGCAUUUUAUACUUAG